UACAAGAAAUGUGCCAAGAAAUAGUUCGUGAAGAAUGCCGCGAAGAUCCUGGAAAGCGUAGCAUGCUAUGGUCAUUUGAGGACGUUAAUAUUGUACUAAGUAACAAUAUGGGAACAGAAGCAAUUCAAGGCAUGGCCUUAAAGUUGCUUGAAUUGAAAGAGGCAAAUUGGAAUCCUGAAUCCUUUUCAAAGAUGCGUCAUCUUAAAUUGCUUAUAAUUGAUAACGUUCACCUUUUACAUGAUCCCAAACAUCUACCAAAUAGUUUAAGAGUUUUUAUUUGGAGUGGGUACCCUUCAAAAUCUUUGCCAUCAAGUCUCCAUCUAAAGACUUUUGAGAGAUUGAAAUCCCUCCAAUUGAUCAAGUUUCAAAAAAUUAUUGAAACCCCCGACUUUCACAAAGUCCCUAUUCUUGAGAAAUUGGUUCUUGAAGAUUGUUUAAAUUUACCUAGGGUGCACCCAUCUAUUGGAGUUCAUAAAAAGUUAAUUCAUCUUUGUAUAAAAGGCUGUAGAAACCUCAGAAGUCUUCCAACCAAGCUUGAAAUGGAGUCUCUUGAGACUCUUAUUCUUUCUGGAUGCUCAAAAAUUAAAAAGAUUCCAGAAUUUGGAGAAAACAUGCGGCGUGUAUUGAAACUUUACUUAGAUGGAAUUGCUAUUACUAAACUACCCACAUCAAUUGGGCAUUUGACCAGCCUUUCUUUAUUGAAUAUAAAAGAUUGCAAAAGUCUCACGUGUCUACCAAGCACACUUUUUAAUUUGAAGUUGCUUAAAGAAAUGAAUAUUUCUGGAUGCUCAAAACUUGAGGGAUGGCCUGAGAUAUUGGGGAAUGCUGAAAGUGUAAAGGAGUUAGAUGUGUGUGGAACUGCUGUAAAAGAGGUGCCUUCUUCCAAUGGUCUCUUAAAAAAUCUUAUGCUAUCUCUCCGUGGAUGUAAAUCUAGAUCUUGGUAUGAUUUCCUCCCUUUUUAUUCAAGGCCAAAAAGUCCAAAUCCCGUGGGAUUGUUCUCUCUAUCAGGUUUGUGUUCUUUGACCAACUUGAAUCUAAGCGACUGCAAUCUCAGGGCAAUCCCAGAUGAUAUUGGUUGCUUAUUCUCUUUAGAGGAAAUAGUUCUAAAAGGAAAUAGUUUUGUUUGCCUUCCUGAUAGCAUCAGUCAACUAUGUAAGUUGAGAGGAAUGGAUUUGGAUAAUUGCAGGAGUCUUCGAUCAUUGCCAAAACUUCCAUUAAGUGUUGUACAUGUUUGGGGAGAAGGUUGUGCCUCACUGGAAAUGGUACCAGAUCUUCUAAAACCUAAUUCUUUUUGUGAGGCAGAGCUUUAUCUUUCAAAUUGCAGUAAACUGGCUGACAAUCAAGGUUUCAUUGACAUGUUUUUUACAGUGAUAAGAAAACAACUUCAGGGACUCUCUCUUUUCGGUAGAGUUGACAAGCCUAAUUACAAUUGGAGAUAUGACAUGGUUAUUCCUGGAAGUGUAAUUCCGAACUGGUUUAGGUAUCAAAGUAUGGGGGCUGAAGUGAAUAUAAAAGAACCUUCUUCUCAUUUUUGUUCUAAUGACUGGAUGGGGAUUGCUGUUUGUGUUGUAUUUUUUUCUAUUCCACAUCACCAAAACAAGGGCUACUAUUCACUGUUCUGUCGGUUGAUAGUGAAUGGAAAUAAAUUGAAUGUUGCUCCAAGCAUUAGUCGAGCAGUUAGUUCAUCAGAUAAUAUUUGGCUACUUUAUUUGCUUAAUCAAUACUGCAAGGAGUCAAAGGAGGACCUAAAACUACUGAAGGAAUGUGAAGCAAAUGAAUUCAGUGAGAUUGGCAUUAAAAUUGAAACCAUUCUAAAUGCGAAGGUGAAGAAAUGCGGGUUCCGUAUGGUAUACAAGAAAGACAUAGAAGAUCUAAACGAAACUAUGUCUCAAAGUAGCAACCCCAUCAUCAUUCCUUAUGAGGACUUGGGUGUUCUCCAUCAUAAUUCUGACAGUUCAAUGGUGGUAGGAGAAGGUAACAUAGCAAAGCGAACCCGUGACGAUUAUGAUUGCGCUAGGCCUAGUGGAGAAGGAAGCUCUAAUGAUAUGCCAAAUCCAAAAAGGAUUGAAAAGCUCCAAGAAUUUAAAACCCAUGGUAACUCUGAUUGUGCAGAGUCAAGUGAGUAGGAAUGUGAUGAGGAGUUUAGUGAUUGAAGAAUUCAAAUACUCUUUUUUUUGUGUUGGUUGCUCUCUUGAUGUUGGAUUAUUGGACUUGUUCAUGAGGAGAAACUAUCAUCACCAUGAGAAAGGAAGACAAGUGCAGUCCAUUGUAUGCUUCUGAAUUUCACUUGCUCUAAUAGAUUACAGGGUAAAAUAUGAAGUUUUGUUGCCUAUAUAUAGUUCAUUAUUUAAAAAAUUUUCAAAAUGCAAAAACAAUAUAUGCAUGCCACUGUAAACAUUAUAAUCGGAAUUAAUUGUUAUGUCAUUAUAGAUUAUAUAUGUUAACUCUUGUAUAAAUCACAAUCAAAAUGAUUAGUCUAGCUAGAUGUA
Messenger RNA from Quercus lobata, 2489 nucleotides. Its product is annotated as disease resistance-like protein DSC1. The record is from RefSeq and is a predicted model, not a curated record. The transcript is spliced from 5 exons. NCBI's taxonomy places the organism in Eukaryota, Viridiplantae, Streptophyta, Magnoliopsida, Fagales, Fagaceae. Gene Ontology annotation, biological process: defense response. The coding region runs from base 9 to 2126 and encodes 705 amino acids.